GCUCAUCAGUGAUGAAAUUCGUAUUCCUCGUGCUGCCCUUUGUGGCAGCAGCGGUAACUGGCAGACCGCAGACCCAGAAGGAGCCUGUGCCCAUUAUUUCGCUGGAGAACAACGUCAACUUCGAUGGCACCUACAAUUACGCGUACGAGGGUGGAGACGGAACCAAGGUACAGCAAUCGGGCCAGCUGAAGGUCGUGGGCCCUGAACCCGAUAAGGCUGGGGAAGUGUCCCAAGGUUCCUUCACGUACAUCGGUGAAGACGGGAAGACCUAUUCUGUCUCGUAUACAGCAGACGAGAAGGGAUAUGUACCUAUAGGCGAACACCUGCCCACGGCGCCUCCAGUUCCUGAAGCCAUCGGGAAGGCUGUGGCGUAUCUGCUAAGUCUGCCACCCAAAAGUGACAAGAACGAAUAGAUUUCUUCUACACCCAAUUAACUCUUUAAAACCUAGUGGUUACUAUAUAUACCACCUACUCUGAUACACUAAACUCUGCGUUCUGACCACAGAGAAUUUUAAUUUAGUCGGUAUGAUUCUCACAGCAAACAGCGGCUGUUUCCCUAAACAGAAUUAACCAAU
Molecule: messenger RNA, 575 nt
Organism: Cryptotermes secundus
Lineage: Eukaryota; Metazoa; Arthropoda; Insecta; Blattodea; Kalotermitidae
Product: endocuticle structural glycoprotein SgAbd-3
Exons: 3
Coding region: 12-413 (133 amino acids)
Cellular component (GO): chitin-based extracellular matrix
Molecular function (GO): structural constituent of chitin-based larval cuticle
Source: RefSeq, a predicted model, not a curated record